UAUUCCAUCCAGUAUAACAUGAUUAAAUUAAUCAAUAUGAUUUAAAAAUAAGCCAAUCUUAACAGUGGCUGAUAAUCUAAUAUGUUUAUUAUAUACAAUUAAUCAUCAAGGUUGAUGUGGUUGAACAUGGUCUAGUGAAAGUGAUUAUAUAAAAGCCUGAAUUAAACGUUAUACCAAGAAAAAAAGGGCGAUAAGUAUCACAAAACAAUCAUAAUUGGUGAAAAAUAAUUCCACUACGGAGGGAAGAUUUUUACACUUAAUCAUCGAUGAAAAUUUAAUUCCAGUAUAAUUAAGUUUGCUAACAUUAAAUAUAAAUGAUUAAAACUUAAGACAGCUGAACUGUACAAUUUUAUGUGAUAAUGAUUAAGGAAAAUACAGAAAAUUCUUUGGAAAAAAUCAAUGCUGCAACGCAGUGUAAAAUGCGAUAUGCUGAUAGUAGCGAUAACAAUUGGAAAACUGGUCCAGCAAAAGCAAUGACAGCGAUCCAUUCCUCUACAGGACUACUAUCUAGUAACGGCAUUAGCAUGAGCAAGUUGAAGACAUUAACUCAUGUAAAUCAAAUCGACAAAAAUUACUUCAGACGGAGCAGAUCUGAAGUAGGCACGAAACAGUGUAGAAAUGAAAAGAUGAAUUUAGUAGUAAGCACUGGGAAGAAACAGAUAUGGAAAGACCAGUCACUCAUAACAAUCAAAUCACCCCCGUUAUUACAGAAAACCAGAAAAUUACCACUGAAUACGACUAGUGGAAUUAACACAGUUAACAAACAAAUACUGACAGGUAAUCGAAACAGAAGGCAUAAAAGUGCUUCGUUACAUAGAAAGCAGCCAAUUUUGAUUAUUGUGCUAAAUGACUCCAGAAGAAAAGCUGACUAUCCAGAAAAGAAAUAUCGUACCUUGAAGAAAACCUGUGUGGCUGCUUCAGUGAAUGUUGAAAAACAGAACAUUGAUGUUAUCCGGGAAUGUGAAGAAAAGCCUCAAUACAGUAAGACAGUGGUUAUCGUUAAUGAGAAAAUAUGCUUCUGUAAACCAGACUUACUAAAGCGACAGCUGAUUCAAAGCGUUGCGGAAAAUAUUCUUCUGUCCUCGUCAGGAUCCCAUAAUAUUGGAGAUGAUUUUUUCAAAUUGAUAUUAAUUAUGAAUUUAACACAAUAUUUACUUCACUGCUGUCACACUGAAAUUAAUUCAGACAUUCUCAGUGAAAGCAUUAUUGGUGAAGAUUUAUGCAGUGUAGUAGUGGAACUGCAGAAUUUAUCAGCACAUCAACCUCAACAGUAUUACGUAUUAUUGUUUGAAGAAAGUUCAGCAGUGGAUAUUACUCAAGCGUCAGCUGACGAUGGCUGGAUUGAAGAGAUGCAAAUAUUACUGGAAAGCUGCACUGAUAAUGAUAAUAGUAAUGAACAACACAAUGAACCUACUACUGUUCCAACUAAUACAGUAAUUUAUAUCACAUUAAUGAACCAAAAAGAGUUAAAGAACAUGCUGAGGAUAAUUCUACGAGUAGAAGAACAGUACAAAGGUGAACAGGUCACACAGACAAUUAGGCGUGAUAAUGUUAAAAUUGAUAAUUUAAUUGUGACACCAUAUUUACAGACUUAUCCAACUUACAGUAAGCAUCAAGAAUUGAACAUUACGGAAAAGAUAUCUGAACAACCAGUGAACAUGCGAUCCAGUGGAAUAUUAAACCUGGAAUUGCUAAAAUCACAGUAUGAAGAAAAUAAUUUUGUAAGAAAUCAAUUCAGCCCUGUUCAUAUAAAUGAAAAGAAUUCAAUUGCAAUAGACGUACCACAGCAACCUCUUAUUGAAUUUAUUUUAUCACACACUGAAGCAAUAACUAAAGAUCAUUCACAAAUUAACAACAUCUCUGACCAUUAUCAGUCAGUAGAAGUUCGGAGGCUCAGUCAUAAGACUGAUACUGCUAGUGGAUUCUGCAACUGGUUAGUGAAGUUUAUAAAUUCAGGAUGUAUAAGGCGUAAACGAAAAGCACUACCCCGAAAAUCUUUAAGUCACGAGUCCAUAUUAUCUCCCGUUUCACAGAAUAUCAAUGAUAUAAUAUCACUCAAAGAAGUUUCACACUUGUUGAGUUUACUGUCUAACACAGAUGAACAUAAGUUAUCAAUGCUUGAAUCGACUGAAACACUCAAUGCUCCCGACAUAAGAACGAUGCUCUUAAAUGUACAGCAGCUAAUAAAACUAAAACAUGAAGAUAUAGAUCCUAAAAGAAUUUCAAAUGAUGAGGAUCAGGAUUUUAACAAACUAUUACAUAGUAUUAAAACACAAAUACGCUUUAGUGACGAAGACUCUAUCCAUGAAGACAACUACAGAGAAGACUGUACAAAUAUCAGUGGAGAUAAUAGGAAAUCAAAUUCACUGAGGAGAAGUGAAUUACCGGUAAACGACGAAAUAAAAACCAUGAGUGAAUAUAAAUCUUCUGCAAAUGAUAAACGUCAGGUGGAAGUUGAACUGAAACAACACUGCAAACAGGCCAACAGUGAAUUAUGCGACCCAGGUGAUAGGUGGCAUCUGAAUACAGUGAAGACUGUAGAUUUUGUAUCAGCACCAUCGUCAGUUUUAGCAGUUGAACAUCAGAAACAAGAAACACCAUCGUCAUCAGUGCUUACCGACAAGACGCACCAGCCAACAAUGCGACACACACAUAAGCACUUAAAACAAAUAAAGCAGAAACAAUUGAAAAAGAAGGCCUCAACAAAUAUUACCAAUUUAUUGUUGAAAUUAAUUGACAGAAAACGCCAAAAUAUCGUUGAUAACAGGAUGUCUGAAGAUAGAAUCAGUCAACAGGAACAAAGAGAGAGAAUUGUUAGCAGUUCGCAGAAGACAGAAGGGACAUUGCAUCUUAAAGAAAAGGAUGAUAAAACUUCACCGGCAGGAUACGCUAAAAUAAGAAAAUCUGAAUUUCUUGUCAAGCAGAAACCAACAGGUGACGUUGAAUCGGAAGUAAACAAGUUAAGAAUACAAUCCAAAGAAGACAGUAUAAUCCGUGAAUAUCAUCUACGAGACAGUACCAUCUUUCCAAGAAGUAGAAGCGAAACAACUGUGGGAAAUAAACCAGAGAUAGAAGUCCAGGCUAUAAUUUGUGUCGACAAUACAGUUUUGGAGACUGCACUUGAAAGACUCUACGCAUCUUUUGAAAUAUCUUCGACUAAUGAAUGGAACCAAACAUUGGGAAUGUUCAUUGUUAUAAGUGAUAAGCACAGAGCAGAAAUACAAGACGUUUAUAAAUUAAACAUAAAACGCCAUGAUAACUAUAUUCUUGAACCUGAUACAAUGAAAUUCAUAUACAUAAGUAACAGACAGGUAAAUUACCAGGUAGGCGAAUUUCUCAUACUGCAGUUACAACCUGUACAAGAUAUAAACAAUUUAGAAAUAUUAGAAAGAAUGCAAGAUUAUAUUAAAUGGAUGUUGGUAAGCGAAGAAGAACCACUUGAACAAAAUUAUUUAAUGUGUACAAUAAACUUACGUUUAUUUAGUAAACUGGAAACACGUAGACACGAACAGCUACAAAUCGAAGAUGAAUUAUCUAUCACAUUCUCAGAGUCUAUAAUAAAACACCACUACAUGAACUCAAUGCAUAGUUUAGAAGUAUAUAGGCCUUCAUAUAGAUGUUUUCAAGCUUGUAGAAUACCAUUUACUGAACCACCAGGAUUAUAUCGCUAUGGAGAGGGUACAAACACACGUGAGGACGAAUAUGAUGAUGCAACAUGUCUGACCGGCAGUUUAGUCUCUUUCCUAACAUCAUCGGAUAAAAUCCUCUACGGGGACAAUAAUAAAGACGAUCAAAUACACUGUAUAAGACAGUAUAACAGUAUGACAGAGGCGUCUGUUUUUAAUGAUUAUGAUGAUAAUGAUGAGAGUGAUUCAUACUGUCUACGCCAUCAUAGCUCCAGUGAUCAACAACUAAGACUGACAAAAAUUAAUCCAGUGCUUGGAAAACCUGUAAACAACUUAAAAACUAAAAAACAGCAAUUAUAUUUUCCAGUAUUAUUGCAAAGAGAAACUGAACUUUUAUUUCAGAGUGUUGAAUUGUCUAAAAUAGACUCGAAUGAAUCAGCAACACCAACACCAGCAACAAUGACGGUGAUCACUAUGCCCACAGCUGAAAUGAACAGUGUAUCGUCUUGUAGAUAUAUACAAUAUUGAGUUGGUUGAAUUCAGUGACACAGCAUCAUCCGCGAAAAUGUGCUGAGUUAUUUUAGGUUUCAGUACUCCAGUGCAAUGCAAUAUUUGAGUUAUAGAUAUUUUUACGCAUUCAUUAUGUUAUUUUAAGCAGAAGGGAGACCAUCAAUCGCUUACACUUUCAGACUUCAAGCAUACACUUCGUUUAGAUGAAAAGUGAUAAAGUUAUCCAAGAAAUGCCUGAAUGAGAAGCAUAAAUAUAUGCAAACUCUCGUUUCUCCUUCAUUUGUUCAUUUCUUUAGAAGACUGUUCUC
Molecule: messenger RNA, 4444 nt
Organism: Trichobilharzia regenti
Lineage: Eukaryota; Metazoa; Platyhelminthes; Trematoda; Strigeidida; Schistosomatidae
Source: the annotation of a GenBank genome assembly